This is a messenger RNA of Cordyceps fumosorosea ARSEF 2679, 1788 nucleotides long. RefSeq names its product Monooxygenase. Gene Ontology annotation, molecular function: flavin adenine dinucleotide binding; monooxygenase activity. The transcript has 2 exons. Lineage: Eukaryota; Fungi; Ascomycota; Sordariomycetes; Hypocreales; Cordycipitaceae. The record is from RefSeq and is a predicted model, not a curated record. The coding region runs from base 1 to 1788 and encodes 595 amino acids.
AUGGACGGAACAGUCCUGCCCACCCUGCCCGAGCUCAAGCUGCACGUCGCAAAGGCUGACGUUGACGCAGCUGCCAUUGUUUCCGAGUGGCUUGCUGGUCUGCACGCAUGCCUUGCGGGCACCACCACCGGCGACAGCUUCGCAAAGCUCUUCAUCGGCGACGCGUGGUGGCGGGACAUUCUCGCGCUGGGCUGGGAAUUUACGACGAAGCGGGGUCAGGACGACAUAAGGCACCACGUAGACGAGGGCAGGAGGACGCGCGUGGUGGAAGACGUAAAGGCGUGCGAGGCGGGCGGGUUGAAGCCGUCGCUGGUCGAGUUCGCGGGGCAGGCGUGGGUGCAGUCGGCGUUUACGUUCCGCACGCAGCAUGGUAGCUGCCGGGGGUACGUGCGGUUAGAGAAUGACGCGGAGAAGAACUGGAAGGCUUGGACGGUGUUUACGGAGUUGGAGGAGCUGCAUUACCAGAAGGAGCUGGAGGUGAAGAGGCGCCAGAGCCGGUCGGCGAGGAAGAGGCCGCAGCAGGCGAAUGGAACUCAUGCAAGCGAGGAUCUUGACGUGCUGAUUGUCGGUGCUGGACAAGCUGGUGUGUCCCUGGGGGCACGUCUCAAGCACAUGGGCAUCAGGGCGCUGCUGGUCGAGAGAUAUCCCGCCGUUGGAGACACCUGGAGAGCUCGCUACGACUCGGUGACGCUCAACACGCCGACCUUUACCGACCACUACCCCUUUGUCAAGUAUCCGGAGAGCUGGCCCGAGUGGCUGACCGGGAGCCAGGCCGCCGACUGGCUCGAGCACUACUCGCAGCUCAUGGGCCUCGACGUCCUCGUCGACGCCACCGUCACCUCCGUGCAGCGCACCGACGACCACUACACCGUCACCGUCGAGAGCGGCGAGCAGGAGAAGACGUUCCACCCCCGACACGUCGUCCUCGCGACCGGCGUCUACGGCGACACGCCUGUCACGCCGCAGUUCCCCGGGCAGGAGUCCUUCCGCGGGGACAUCUACCACUCCAGCCAGCGCAAGUCGGCGCGGCUCAUCCCGGACCUCGCCGGCAAGAGCGCCGUGGUCAUCGGCUGCAGCACCAGCGGGCACGACGCCGCGCAGGACCUCGUCGAGUGCGGCGCCCGCCAUGUCUCCAUGAUCCAGCGUCACCCCAUCUUCACGCUCUCCACCGACUCGUGGAAGACGCUGCAGCUCGGGCUCUGGGACAUGCCCGGCCUGACUACCGAGGAGGCGGACCUGGUCGGCAACUCGCUGCCCAUCGCGGUGGUGCGUUCGAUGAGCGUCGGUCUGACGCAGGCGAUGGCGGCGGCGGACGCGGAGAUGCUGGCGGGCUUGCGCGCGGCGGGCAUGGCGCUGCGCACGGGGGGGGACGGCUACGGGCUGGCGGACCACCAGCUGAUCCUCGGCGGACACUACUACAUCGACCAGGGCGCGUGCGCGAUGAUCGCGGACGGGCGCGUCAAGGUGCACCGGUGCGAGGGGGGCGUGGCGCGGCUGACGGAGAGGAGCGUGGAGCUGGCGGACGGGAGGAGCGUGGAGGCAGACGUGGUGGUGCUGGCGACGGGGUUCGAGGGGAACAUGGAGCAUGUGAGAGGGCUGAUGGGGGACGAGGUGGCGGACAGGCUGGUCGGGUUCGGCGAGCUGGACGAGGAGCAGGAGAGGAGGGGGUGGUGGCGGCCGACGGGCGUGGAGGGGUUCUGGUACAUGACGGGCAGCUUCAUGUGGUGUAGGCAGUUUUCGAGGGCGUUGGCGCUGCAGAUUGCCGGGAAGGUCAAGGGAUACUACUGA